AUGUUCCGUCGUCAUUGUAGAUCAUCUUCCUCAUCUUCUUCAAGUUCUUCCGAAUCAGAUAGAUGUAGAAGACCAUAUAUGCCACCUCCACAACCAUUUAUGCAACCACCAAUGGGUACACCUUAUAUGGCACAACAACCCCAACAACCAUAUAUCGGACGAGGUGUUGCUCCAUCAGCUUAUCCAGUUGCUCCACCUCCUCCUCAAUCUGGUCCAUAUCUUAAUCAACCACCAGCUAUUGGAAGUGGUAUUGCACCAAGUUCUGGAAUUUAUAUCAAUCAACAGCAACCACAACAACAAUUCGGAAAUAGUCUUGGGGCUUCCCCAGGAAGUCCUUAUUUCCGUCCACCAAUUGGACAAGGAGUGCAACCAAAUCCAUAUGGUCAACAACAGUUUGGUCAGCAAUUCGGUCAACAACCUGGUCCAGCACCAUACAUUUCUAAUCAACCUCAGAAUUAUCCACAACCAAAUACUUUGGGACAAGCUGGAGCACCAUCGACAUUUGCUCGAUCGCCACCAACGUAUGGUGCAUAUGGAAGCAGUUAUCCAAGAGGUUAUUGA
Caenorhabditis angaria is the source of this 561-nucleotide messenger RNA. NCBI's taxonomy places the organism in Eukaryota, Metazoa, Nematoda, Chromadorea, Rhabditida, Rhabditidae. The record is from the annotation of a GenBank genome assembly.